Molecule: messenger RNA, 2813 nt
Organism: Dermatophagoides pteronyssinus (European house dust mite)
Lineage: Eukaryota; Metazoa; Arthropoda; Arachnida; Sarcoptiformes; Pyroglyphidae
Product: apoptosis-resistant E3 ubiquitin protein ligase 1
Biological process (GO): negative regulation of apoptotic process; protein polyubiquitination; ubiquitin-dependent protein catabolic process
Cellular component (GO): cytosol; cytoplasm
Molecular function (GO): ubiquitin protein ligase activity
Source: RefSeq, a predicted model, not a curated record
UGUGUUCGUUUUUUUGAAUUUUUUCGUUUUUAUCGAACUUCAAUUUUUUUAAUUACAAUUUUCUGUCUGUGAUAUUAUCCAAACUUUAUUUGUCAACACAUAUGUUUACGUCGAAUAGUAAUCCUGUUUUUUUUCCACAAAAAUUUUUUUUCCAUGACAAAAUCAAACCAAUAUCGAUAAAUCACCGAAUAUGUUUAUAGACUUAUCCGUAUUUUUAUUUGGAUCUGUCUCAUUUAUUGUGAUUCCUUGGAUCAUAUGGAAAAUGAUCUCAAAUAUACAAUUUAGUCAUAAAGAAGGUAAAUCAGGUUUUCUUACAUUCAUCACCGGUAGCUAUUUAGCACCACAAAAUUGUAAAGUUAUAUUUGAUUGGCAAUCACCGACAACUGUUUCAAAUUUAGCUACAUUUAUAAUAAAAUUUUAUCAACGUAAUCAUAAACCAUAUCCAAUAACUGCUGAUGAUAGACUUUCGGUACAUAUAACAAAUGGUUUACAAGUUGUGCCUUGUUCAAUUGAAUUUGGUGAUCUAAAUCCAUCAUUAGCAAAUAUUGCACGUGUUAGUUUUUCACCGAAAAAAUCCGGUAAUUAUACUAUAAAUAUUCUGGUCGGUAAUACAUUUACACAUUUACGUGGUUCACCAUUUACCGAUAUCUAUUUCGAACCAUUAACACCUUCUCCUCAUGAAACUUUAUUUGUUAAUCACUGUUCAACAGUUGUUUGUAUUGCUAAAAAUCUGCAUGCAUUAAUUAUUGAAACAAGAGAUCGUUUUGGUAAUCUUUGUUUAUUGGAUAGUGAAUUGAAUAAAAAUUUUGAUGAAAGUCAAGAUUUUCAAGUUACAUUCACGGAAAUAUCAACUGAACAACAAAUCGAUACUUGUUAUUAUUGGAAAAGAGAAAUUUGUGAUAAUUCAAGAAUUGUAUUGAUUAUUGCAUUUGAAUUAUCCGGUGUUUAUCAUGCAUUAGUAUCAUAUAAAGGAACAUUAUUAAAAAAUGGUGAUUUUAAUAUUGUUUGCCUUACGGAAAAUGAAUCGGAAAUUGUUAAAAAAUGUACAUUACAUUCAAAAAGUUGUUAUUUUAAUGCACGGUUAUUACCACCAAGAUCACAACAACAACAACAACAACAAUCAUCAAAAGAUUCAACGAAUGAAAUUAAAUUGAAAAAUGUUGUUUGUUUUAUAUCACCAAAACAGCUUAAAAUUGAAAAAUAUUUUCUUAAAAUUAUACCAAAACGUUUAUCAACAUUUCGUUUAUUACCAUCGACUAAAUUUUAUUUUAAACGUAAUAAUCAUCUGCAUAAUAAUUCGGAUCUAUUCCCGUUAUCGACAUCAUCAUCAUCAACAAAUUUGAGCAGCUAUAAUGAUGAUGAUUUACCAAACCAAUCGACCACUUUCAAACAAUGGGAACCAUAUAUAAAUCCAGAAGAAUUUAUUAUGAUUGAUGAUGGUGCACAAACACCAAUCGAAUUAAUAACACCACAACGUAAUAUUAUUGUUGCAAUUUUUACAUAUUUUCUUUUAAAUCGUAUUGGUGGUAGUGAAUCAUUUCGUGAUAAACAAGAUUUUUUCUAUUCCGAAGUACGUCGUCAUCAUCAAAAAACUAAUUAUUUACCAGGUCGAAUUCAUUUGAAAAUAUCCAGAGAAAAUUUAUUAGAUUCAUCAAUGAAAGCAGUACGAUCAUCAAAUGAUUGGUUAAAAAAAUUUAAAAUUGAAUUUAUUGGUGAAAUUGGUAUUGAUUGGGGUGGUCUGCGUCGUGAAUGGUAUACAUUAUUAUGUAAAACAUUGUUUGAUCCGAAACCAUCAAUGUCAAUCGAUAACGAUGAUACACCGUUAUUUAUACGUUUUAAACAAGAUAAACAAGGUCUUAUUCAUCUUAAUCCACAUUGUAAAAGAUUCGCAGCAUAUGAAUUUGCCGGUAGAUUAAUUGGAAAAUGUUUAUUGGAUUCAUCAUUUUGUCCAAAUGAAAAAUGUUUGAUAAAUGCACGUUUUUGUCGAUCAUUUUUAGCACAAUGGAUUGGAUUGAGAGUAAAUUAUCGUUAUUUUGAACAAGAUGAUCCUGAUCUUUAUAUAAGUAAAAUUAAAUUUAUAUUGGAAAAUAAUUGUUCAUCAUCAUCGCUGGAUUUGAGUUUUUGUGAUGAAGAAUAUGAUCUGAAUGGAAAACUUAUACGUAUCGUUGAUCUUAUACCGAAUGGUUCAAAUAUUCGUGUAACCGAAGCGAAUAAAAUUCGUUACUUGGAUGCAUUAGCACAAUAUCGUUUAUCGAUAAAAUGUAAAGAACAAAUGUCAGCAUUUCUUAAAGGUCUAAAUGAUUUAAUACCGGAUAAUUUAUUAAGUAUAUUUGAUGAAAAUGAAAUUGAACUGUUGGUUUGUGGUGCAACCACUUAUUCCCUAUCGGAUUUAAGAUUAAAUCAUGUUGUUACUGGUGCUAUUUAUGAUUUUCAAAAAAUUAUCGAUUGGUUUUGGCGUUCAUUAGCCAAUUUUUCGGAUGAAGAAUUUGGACGUCUUUUACAAUUUACUACUGGUUGUUCAAUAUUACCACCAGGUGGAUUUUCUGAAUUAAAUCCACGUUUUCAAAUAACAUCAUCAUUAACAUAUGGAACAUUACCAACAGCACAUACUUGUUUUAAUCAGAUUUGUCUUCCGGAUUAUGAUACAUUCGAUGAUUUUGAUCGUUCACUUAGAAUAGCAAUCACUGAAGGUUCAGAAGGUUUUGGUUUAGUUUGAUGUUGAAAAUGUUUUUUGUUUUUUUUUGUUAUUUUUUGUCGAAAGAAUUUUAAUUUUUUUUAAAAUGAAUAAAAAAAAUGUUUAUGAAAAAAAGUUG